This is a messenger RNA of Trypanosoma theileri, 345 nucleotides long. RefSeq lists its product as uncharacterized. NCBI's taxonomy places the organism in Eukaryota, Euglenozoa, Kinetoplastea, Trypanosomatida, Trypanosomatidae. The transcript has a single exon. The coding region runs from base 1 to 345 and encodes 114 amino acids. The record is from RefSeq and is a predicted model, not a curated record.
AUGACAGGAAGAGCCAACGAGGAACAACUCACUCCAGAGCUUUUACAGCUCCGUGUUAAACAGGGAUUGCAGAAACGAAAGAAGUGUGCGCUUUGUCUCCAAGUUUUCUAUGUAAAUGAGUUGCCUGGUGCUAUUACGCACAAGUCUAUAUUGGAAUUGCGUCAAAAGUGGGGAAUGAAUGUACUUCGAGGAGAUCGUAUGCCUCCACCCUCUCAGUUAUAUAAGAGAGAAGAACUUUGUGUCUUUUGUAUGCAAUUCUUUGACACCAGUGGGGCCGUUCAAUCCCAACAACAACUCUUAGCCUCCACUCGUGGUGGGGUACCAGCGCAUUUGACUUUACGUUAA